Messenger RNA from Suillus paluster, 1566 nucleotides. RefSeq lists its product as uncharacterized. NCBI's taxonomy places the organism in Eukaryota, Fungi, Basidiomycota, Agaricomycetes, Boletales, Suillaceae. The transcript has 10 exons. Gene Ontology annotation, molecular function: oxidoreductase activity. The record is from RefSeq and is a predicted model, not a curated record. Bases 1 to 1566 code for a protein of 521 amino acids.
AUGCGCCAAGUCCACCUCACUGUACUCCUUAGCUUUGCGGCAUUCGCUACAGCUUUUUUACCUUCCGCUAGUCAGCACGACCACCGCUCAACCAAAGAUGCCAAAGUGCUGAUUCUCGGAGGCGGUGUUGCUGGCGUUAUUGCCGCGCGUACCCUGCACAGGAAGGGCAUCGACGACUUCCUGAUUGUCGAAGCACGCGAUGAGCUCGGCGGAAGGAUGCAGAAUUAUACUUUUGGCGUCCCCGGAAAACAAUACACGAUCGAACUCGGCCCUAACUGGAUUCAGGGAACGCAGACCGGCAACGGGACAGCCAAUCCCAUUCUGGUCCUCGCUCGAAAGCACCAUGUCAAGAACCAGUAUAAUAAUUAUGACAGCAUCACCACCUACGACUAUAAUGGGUUCAAAGAAUAUCGACACCUCUUGGACACGUCGUACAAUCAAUUUGUACAAACUGGAGUGGUUGCAGGGGAACGCGUCGAGACGCAGCAGGUUGAUCUUAGCCUCCAAAGUGCGUACGGCAUAAUCGGUGCAACACCAAAGAACCUGUAUGAAGCAGCUUGCCAGUAUUAUGAAGUCGACUGGGAAUGCAAGUAUUUCCUUCUUAGUCGUCUUGAUCCUGCUAAUCAUUGCGACGGCACAUCUAUCAGUUGCACAGGCCAAAAUUCGUGGAUAGCGACGGCCUGGAACAACAACUUCACCUUUGACACCGAUAUGGGUGGCUUCUCAGACACGAAUAACCUCUGCAUCGACCAGCGUGGUUUUAAAACUAUCAUCCAGGCCGAAGCUGCUGAGUUUCUUCAACCUCAACAGGUCUCCCUGAAUUCAGUCGUCACGUCAAUUGAAUACAGUGAUGAUGGGGCGACAGUUACACUGACAGACGGUACUACUCUCACAUCGGACUACGUGCUUUGUACGUUCAGUCUUGGGGUACUGCAAUAUGGUGAUGUCGCUUUCAAGCCUGCUCUUCCUUCGUGGAAGAUGGAGGCCAUUCAAAGUCUGGUUAUGGCUACCUAUACCAAAAUCUUCCUGCAGUUCGAAGAGAACUUUCUGAUGGCUAUCUAUGCAGACAAGGAACGUGGGAGGUAUCCGAUCUGGCAGAGUCUUGACCACGUCAAGUUCUUCCCUGGCUCUGGUCUCGUCUUUGUAACGGUGACCGGCGAUUUCUCACUGCGCAUCGAAGCAAUGGAAGAUUCGGAUGUUCAAGCCGAAGUCAUGGAAGUCUUCCGAGCUAUGUACCCCAACAUCACCGUUCCUGAUCCCGUCGCAUUCCAUUUCAAGCGCUGGAAUGCUGACCCUCUCUUCCGUGGCUCCUAUUCCAAUUGGCCCGCUUCUUUCCUUCCCGGCCAUUCUACAAACCUGAGGGCGACAGUGAACCAGACGCUCUGGUUUGCAGGUGAAGGUACCAGCUUGAAGUACUACGGUUUCCUUCAUGGUGCUUAUUACGAGGGCUUGCAUGCCGGGGGCGAGAUUGCUAAGUGCGUUGAGGAUGGGGGAUGCGCUGGACUGCAGCAUGUGAAUACUGUGCUUGAUGCUUCUCCUUAUCCAUUCGUGUCUAUCACACCUUGA